AUGUGUUCUCUCUCUCUCAGUCCCCCCUACGCUCUGUGUCACAGCCUCGGCACAGAAAGACACAGGCGGCAGCGAAUCAAAGAACCCGGGAGGAGACCAGAACAGACGCAAAACGGACAGGCUGAAGUAGAGACGGGACAUCCAGCACAGCCAGCGCUCGCAGCACCAGGCCUUCUCCUCCUCCGUCCACCUCCUCCCAUCAUCCCAUCCACUCUCAUUGUCCACACACUCCAGCAGAGAGGCAGCGGGCGGGACUUAGUGUGUGUGUGCGUUCAUGAGCACUCGAGGGAGAUAACCGCGAGGUGGCUGGGUAGAGGGAUAAGCAGCAGCAGCACCUGGCUCUGGAGGAGAGAGGGAGGAACGAUUGGAGAUGUGAAAGGAGAUUCUGGAGUGAAGUUUGCGGGAUCUACCUCGGAGCCAGAGCAGACGCCAUGA
Knipowitschia caucasica is the source of this 435-nucleotide messenger RNA. NCBI's taxonomy places the organism in Eukaryota, Metazoa, Chordata, Actinopteri, Gobiiformes, Gobiidae. The record is from the annotation of a GenBank genome assembly.